ACAGGAUUCCACGCGUCUGGCGUUCUCAACCGGAAGUUCGAAAGGGAUACCAAAAAGUUUCUGGCUUCGUUCCAAUAGACGAAUAACGUGUCUUCUCUGUUUGCGAGUUAAAGAUCAGCGUGACGACAAAGUCUCAAGUUUCGCUGAUUAUUCUUACCGUGUACUUCUUGUCCGUCCGCCGAUACCAUCAGACAGUGCUUGCUUAUAAAUUGUCAGCGACUUUAGAAACCGCCGACCUGGACCGUAUUUUAUCAACCAUCGUCCGUACAACAAAGUUGUUUGAAAAAGCUGGGCAUCGUGUUCAAUUUACCGGUUUCCUAUACAAAGACCAUUGAAAAAAAGAGUUGUAAAUGACGGAGCGCUAUGAAUCGCCCGAAGUGAAGGCCGUAGUGACCAAGGAAGAGAUUCACAAGAGAUACCAAGACGCUGCUCUGAUCAUAUUUAAAGAGCAACAAAGUAAAAAGGAACUUGUUAACUAUUUAACCUUUGGGACGAGUCGCAGAACCAUGGAAUAUAGUAGCUACGGAAACCAGCCUGUUAUUGUGCGGAGACCAGUCGGCUCUUUGGCAACUCGUAACGAUAGUACCGUAUCCUCGCAAAUAUUAAGGAUAUAUCGAAAGCCUCGAGAUAGCUGUGCAAUAAACUAAUUUAUAACACAAUUAUGGUUCUCGAUUGUAAAUUAAACGACCAUGUCUCUAUUUUAUA
Bombus huntii is the source of this 705-nucleotide messenger RNA. RefSeq lists its product as uncharacterized. The transcript has 3 exons. The coding region runs from base 351 to 647 and encodes 98 amino acids. NCBI's taxonomy places the organism in Eukaryota, Metazoa, Arthropoda, Insecta, Hymenoptera, Apidae. The record is from RefSeq and is a predicted model, not a curated record.